UAAAGCCGGCGCGGGGGCAACGGGGCGGCCGCACUGGGCCCGCCGCUCCGCCUCCCUUCGUCUCUUCUACCUACCUCUUCUACCCUCCACUCGGGUCCUUCUACUGAGCCAAAGCCAAGUGAGAAACCAUGCCCUUCAAUGACGAAAAGCAUUCAAUAAAUGAGGACCAGACGAGUGAUUCGGACUCGUCUCGUCUCUCUGAGAGCACCGCUUCAUUCAGUGACUAUGAAUGCUCCCGGCAGAGUUUCACAAGCGAUUCUUCAAGCAAAUCCAGCUCUCCAGCCUCCACAAGUCCUCCCAAAGUUUUAACAUUUGAUGAAGUAAUGGCGGCAGCAAGGAAUUUGUCAAACAUGACUUUGGCUCAUGAAAUUGCUGUAAAUGAGAAUUUUCACCUGAAACAAGGAGCCCUCCCUGAAAAUAGCUUAGCAGGCCGAGUAAAAACUAUUGUUCACCAGGCAUUUUGGGACCAUUUGGAGUCUGAACUGAAUGAAGAUCCUCCAGAAUAUGAACAUGCAAUCAAACUUUUUGAAGAAAUCAGAGAGAUUCUCCUCUCAUUUCUGACUCCUGGUGGAAACCGGCUUCGAAACCAGAUCUGUGAAGUUUUGGAUUCCGACCUUAUCAGGCAGCAGGCUGAGCACAAUGCCGUUGAUAUUCACGGUCUCGCCAAUUAUGUCAUCAGUACAAUGGGAAAACUUUGUGCUCCUGUACGGGACAAUGAUAUCAAAGAGUUGAAGGCAACUAGCAACGUUGUGGAGUUGUUGAGACAAAUAUUUCAUGUUUUAGACCUCAUGAAAAUUGACAUGGUCAAUUUUACAAUCAAGAGUCUUCGACCACACCUUCAGCGCCAGUUGGUUGAUUACGAAAGAACAAAAUUCCAGGAAAUUUUAGAAGAAACACCAAAUGCCCUCGAUCAAACAACUGAAUGGAUAAAGGAAUCUGUAAAUGAGUUAUUGUCCAUUUCUCAAACGGCUUCAUCUCCUGGGGCUGAAUGCAGCUCUAAAUCAACCCUGAGCCCGACACUGGUGCUAAAUAAUAGUUAUUUAAAACUCCUUCAGUGGGAUUACCGAAAAAAAGAAUUACCAGAGACACUAAUGACAGAUGGAACCCGUCUUCAGGAACUGACAGAAAAGUUGAAUCAGUUGAAGAUUAUAGCCUGCCUCUCACUAGUAAUCAACAACAUGGUGGGUGCAGUUACAGCCGGUUUACCAGAGCUAACCGAGAGACUGAAAAGGAUUUCAGCUGUACUACUUGAAGGAAUGAACAAAGAGACAUUUAACUUGAAAGAAGCACUUAAUGCAAUUGGUGUUCAGACCUGUGUGGAAGUCAACAAAUCUUUGACUGAGAGAGGCUUAUCCACUCUUAAUACUGAGGUUCAAGACAGUCUAGUGGGUCAGCUCUGUAGCAUUGUUGAAGAGGAGAAUCCCAUCUACUCCCUGAUUGAGAAAAGAAUCCAGCUUUAUAUGAAAAGCCUGCUUAGUCUUCCAAGUCUUCAAAAAUGUAUGCCUCCUGUCCCAGGAGGGCUAUCUAUUAUUCAGCCAGAGCUAGAGACUAUUGGCUCUCAGUAUGCAAACAUUGUGAACCUUAACAAACAAGUGUAUGGUCCAUUUUAUGCAAAUAUUCUUCGAAAACUUAUUUUUAAUGAGGAACCUGCAAGAAGAGCAGAAGUUGAGCCCUCUACUAACUGAAAAAACAAAACCAUGGAAUUAACAGCGUGAAUGAACAUCCUAGCUGUUCAGUACCUAACCCUAUCUCCUUUGUAUGAAUUACAAAUAUUUUGGUAUACUUUAUGUAUCAUGUAGAAUGUUCCCCAGAGAGCAUGUAACUCUAUUAAUACUAGAGUUAUACAUUAUAUGCAUAUCAGCCUCCUUAUAUAAGAAGUCUUUCCCUACAAGCUGAAAAUAUGGGAAGGAAAUCAAUUGAAAAAUAUAUUUUUUAAAGCUAAAAACAAUUUAUAAUAUAACAUGUUUGAUUUUUUGAGGGUUUUCUUAAGCAUUUAAAUUUGAUUUUUUAACAUGGAAAGAUUUGGAUAGUUAUCUACUAAUCUUAUGCUAAAUUUUAAUCAGUUUUAUUUUGGAAGAGUCAAGGGAAAGAUAAGAAGACUAAAGUUCUAAAGGUAUAUUUUAGCAAGUGAUGCAAGGUAAUACAAAUGUAGCUCAGAAAUACAAUUAUAUUUUAUGCUCAUAAGAAAAGUUAUGAUUAUAUACUUGUCCCUAAAUACAAAAUCACAGUUUUCCUACCCAGGUGCCAGCAUUUGUAUGAUUAAUUAUAUUACUUUUUUGAAAGAUUUAACAAUUUAGAUAAAGUCCUCAAUUAUUUUACUAUGAAAGUAAGCUAUGCAUUUAUAAUACUUGGAGAUCUCCUGAAAGCAAUAACCCUAUUAUAGGUCAUGUCAUAGAAAACUUCCUUAUAUCUCAAGAUUUUUGAUAUGGUCUUUGAGUGACUUAAUUUUUUUUUAAGUGUAGCACUGAUCAGAGUAGAUUGGUAUACCUGGACAAUGUUACAGGUAACUAUAAUAGUAUUCUAUAACGUUAUCAGGAACCUUGUCUUCCUAUUAAAUACAUUUUACACUUUUUAAAAUAUCAAACUUUGGCUUGUGCCAUCCAAUUUGUGUCUAUUAUUCAACUGUAAUGACAGUACUGUACACAGUAUGUCUUUUUACCUCUUCUCCAGAAUUAAAGCAUUUUAAAAAGCUGAGCAUUAAUUGCAUUUUGAUUUUUAAAUGAUCAUCUGUUACAGAGUCAUGCAUGUGAUUUUUUUUCUCCCCAGAUAGCAGGGCAAGCACUUAAAUGAAGCAUUUAUUAAACUGAGUCUAACCUCUUGAUUAAACAAUAAAUGGGGAAAAAAAGA
Molecule: messenger RNA, 2847 nt
Organism: Ornithorhynchus anatinus (platypus)
Lineage: Eukaryota; Metazoa; Chordata; Mammalia; Monotremata; Ornithorhynchidae
Gene: TCP11L2
Product: t-complex 11 like 2
Exons: 10
Coding region: 129-1685 (518 amino acids)
Biological process (GO): signal transduction
Source: RefSeq, a predicted model, not a curated record